AUGCAGCGCCGCUGCCAUCCGUGCCUUGCCUUCUGCUGCGCCCGUGGGGCCGCAGACACAAUCGUGGACGCGCUGCUCGCCUCAAUCGAGUGCGGCGCGAUCGCCCCGCUGCGCGGCCGCUUUCUCGUCGAGUGGGCCGCGAGCGGGAAGCCGCUCCCACGCCGGCAGGACCUGCCGCCCGAAGCCUUCUUCCCGCUGGACGAGCUGCGCCGCCUCGUCGAGGCGCUGGGUGAGGACUGGGGCCUUCUCUUCGUCGCGCUCUCGUACCGCUGGCUGGCGAAGGACCACCCCGACCCGGAGCGCUUCCACCUGGAGACGUGGCGGCGCGCGGGCCUCGGGGAGACAAACUUUGCCUUCUUCCAGGACUUCGCGUGCCUCUUCCAGAAGCCGCGCACGCCGGCGGAGGACGAGCUGUUCAAGCAGGGCCUCUCGCUGCUGGACGUCUGGUACGGGCACGAGCAGACGGUGUGCUGGCAGCAGUCGGAGCUGCCGCCCGGCUUUGCGGAGGAGAUGGAGGCGCUCGGCCUUGCGAGGUCUUACGAGGAGAGCGGCUGGUGCUUUGUGGAGGCGGUGGUCUCGGCGGGGGUGAAGGUGGGGACGCGGCGGCUCGACCUCGGCAAGCGGACCGAGCUGGCGAUGGGUUUUGCUUACGGCGACGGCGGCGACGGCGGCGUCCUCUGGCCUUCCCAUAUGAAGCUCGAGGGCGUGUGCGCGGCGCGGCGCCACCCGCCGCUGCAGCCCGACGAGGCCCGGCGGCUGCUCGUGACGGAGAAGAAGUUCACAACCGGCAAGGAGGACGUGGAGGUGGUGGACGCGCUAUACCGCCGCUUCUUCGAGGGCGUUGCAGGCACGGCGACGGCUCUUGCCUUCAGCGGGCUCAAGUGGGGCCCUGCAGAAAGCAAGGCGUUGGCUGCCGUGCUGCCGCGGUUUGUGACGCUGGAGAGCCUCGACCUGUCGAUGAACGAGCUGGGGGCGGAAGGAGCCACGGAACUCGCUGGGUACCUGCGCGUCAGCGCGUCGCUGACAGAGGUUCAGCUCGGCAGCAACCAGCUCAAGGACGAGGGUGUCACUGCCAUCUGCAACGCGGUGAAGGAUACUCGAGUAUUCACUUCCCUCAUUAGAUUCUCUUUCGAUGCAGCUGGGCUAGGCCAUGAAGGCCAACUUGCCGUCGUCGGACAGGCCAUGAAGGCCAACUUGCCGUCGUCGGACCCCGCCACAGCCGGGGAGGCCGCUGGGCGCCGUCGGCGCAGCAGGGUCGAGUCGCUCGAGGAGGCGACCCAGCAGGUAGUCGACAAGGCAUUUGAGACGCUGAUGAUGCCUUCAAUGCGCCUCGCCGCCGCGGGCGUCGCGUGCAUCGCGGAGGCAGCCUCGCGCUCGGAAGAGGCGUGUGCGACGCCGUCGUCCCGUCGCAAGCGGCGCGCGUCGUGGGGCUCGAGCAGCCGCGAGGGUCUGCCGCUCGACCGGCGCGCCUCGAGCGCCCAGGACCGGCCGCCCGAACUCGGCGCAGUGCUCGACGGGUCGCUGUCGACGCUCAACUCGCUGACGGCGCAGCGCGGCGGCUCGCUGGUCGAGCUUCAGUCGUGGGUUGGCGCGAACCCGAACCUCAAGCCGUACUGCCACGGCCGGAUCGGGCUCGGCCUCACCCUGACCUGCUCGCGCAUCGACACCGACCAGCCCGCGCGCGUCGUGCUGCUCGGCCACUCCAAGGGGGCGGUCGACGCCGCCGCCGCCCUCUCCCUCUUCCCCGAGCUGCGGGGCCGCGUGGCGGCGCUCGUCUCGGGGCGGGCGAGCCCGUAG
Emiliania huxleyi CCMP1516 is the source of this 1797-nucleotide messenger RNA. RefSeq lists its product as hypothetical. NCBI's taxonomy places the organism in Eukaryota, Haptophyta, Isochrysidales, Noelaerhabdaceae. The transcript has 10 exons. Gene Ontology annotation, biological process: activation of GTPase activity; nucleocytoplasmic transport. Gene Ontology annotation, cellular component: cytosol; perinuclear region of cytoplasm; nucleus. The coding region runs from base 1 to 1797 and encodes 598 amino acids. The record is from RefSeq and is a predicted model, not a curated record. Gene Ontology annotation, molecular function: small GTPase binding; GTPase activator activity.